This is a messenger RNA of Oppiella nova, 606 nucleotides long. The record is from the annotation of a GenBank genome assembly. NCBI's taxonomy places the organism in Eukaryota, Metazoa, Arthropoda, Arachnida, Sarcoptiformes, Oppiidae.
AAUUUAUUUCAUAAGUAGUGGUCAUAUAGUUAUCCAAAACUAAACAUGACUUUCAAACUACUGGUGUGUUUUGCACUGUUGGCCAUACAGUGUGCGGUGGGACGGGAUGACGGACUGGUACUGACACCACCGAUGGGUUGGCUGUCGUGGACUCGCUAUGCGUGCGAAACCGACUGCAAGAGGUAUCCGAAGGGUUGUAUCAACGAAGACCUCUACAAGUCUCAGGCGGACAGACUGGCCGCCGAUGGUUACAAAGAAUUGGGUUAUGUUUACGUCAAUAUUGACGACUGUUGGAGUGAAAUGCAGAGGGACUCAAAGGACCGACUGGUGCCCCAUAAGGAGCGCUUCCCCAGUGGUAUGAAAGGGCUGGCAGAUUAUGUCCACUCAAAGGGCCUCAAAUUAGGUAUUUAUGGUGAUGUCGGGCCCAAGACCUGCGCCGGAUACCCUGCACAAAAUGGCAAGACAGAUAAGGGUGACUAUUUCGACAUCGACGCCAAGACAUUCGCGGAGUGGGGGAUCGACUCAUUCAAGUUUGACGGAUGUAAUGAAGACACCAAACGCUUCGACGACUUGUUCCCCAAAAUGGGUAAAGCCCUCAACGCCUCA